This is a messenger RNA of Aspergillus welwitschiae, 342 nucleotides long. RefSeq lists its product as uncharacterized. Lineage: Eukaryota; Fungi; Ascomycota; Eurotiomycetes; Eurotiales; Aspergillaceae. The transcript is spliced from 2 exons. The record is from RefSeq and is a predicted model, not a curated record. The coding region runs from base 1 to 342 and encodes 113 amino acids.
AUGUCUUACAACAAACCUGACCAGCCUCCUCCGUCCUACCCUCCUCCCACCCACGACGCCGGUCCCUACCACCAAGGCGCAUCGCAAGACUACUACAACCAGGGCGGUUACCCUCAACAAGGUUACAACCAGGGAUAUCCGCCCCAGGGCUACGGUCCUCCGCCGCAGCAAGGAUACUAUGGUUCUCCUCCGCCUCAAGGCCAGCCGAUGUACUAUCCCCCGCCGCAGCAGCAACAAGGUUACUAUGCCGGACAGGACCGGGGCGGAUCCUCCGGGGGUGGUAUCUGCGCGGGUAUAAUGGCCGCAUUGGCCUGCUGUUGCUGCUUGGAUAUCCUGUUCUGA